UAAUCUCGUUUUUUGUUUUGUUUUUUUCUCUCCGCAGUUACAAUGAUGAAGAGAGACUGCUCCGACCACAUGCUCAGAGGGAAGACCAAAAGUGGAGUGUACCUGGUGACCCCUGACCUCCGCAGCAGGAGCUUCUCGGUCUCCUGUGACAUGGAUCUGGAGGGAGGGGGGUGGACGAUCCUGCAGCGCCGGAAGGAUGGCAGCGUGAGCUUCAACCGGACGUGGGCGGAGUACCGGUCCGGCUUCGGGGAGCUCAACGGAGAGUUCUGGCUGGGCAACAACAUGAUCCACCUGCUGACCCGGGACAGGGACAUGGUGCUGCGGGUGGAGCUGGAGGACUUCAACGGCGUGAUGGAGUUUGCGAGGUACGAGCACUUCCGGGUAGAAAGUGAGCGGAUGCGCUACAGACUGUCGGUGGGCGGGUACUCGGGAACCGCAGGUGAUGCUCUCCGCUUCAGCAAAACUUAUGACCACAACAACAGGGCGUUCACCACCCCGGACAGGGACCACGACCGGUAUCCAUCCGGGAACUGCGGGGCCUACUACAGCUCCGGGUGGUGGUUCGAUGCCUGCAUGGCUGCAAACCUGAACGGGAGAUACUAUGUCGGGCGGUACAAAGGAGUCCGGGAUGGGAUCUUCUGGGGGACCUGGCACAACAUAUCUGCAGAGUAUUACCCCACAAACGACAGACAGUCCUUUAAAACUGUCCGGAUGAUGAUCAGACCAAAGGGCUUUGCAUCUUGAGCUCUGAACACUCUGAACAGGGAAAAUAAUCACAAUAAAGAGUCUAAUUUUAAUCAAUAAGCUUCUAAAAUGCUCCUUACAGUUUGUUAAAACUCAGUGUAGUCUACUAUAUCCACACAUGUAUUCAUUGUUAUCACAAUACUGAUGUUUGCUUCUUCAAUCCUGCUCUGUUUAUGACAAUAACUGAAGAUGUACAUAGUUAAAAGGUUAAUGUCAUAAGUACAUAGUAUAUUUUUGAAGCUGUUUGGGAUGUUUACACUCAUGAUUGUUUCAAGAUAAAUAAAAUAGGUGUUAUGGAUGAA
This is a messenger RNA of Labrus mixtus (cuckoo wrasse), 1046 nucleotides long. RefSeq names its product fibroleukin-like. Lineage: Eukaryota; Metazoa; Chordata; Actinopteri; Labriformes; Labridae. The record is from RefSeq and is a predicted model, not a curated record. Bases 43 to 744 code for a protein of 233 amino acids. The transcript has a single exon.